Molecule: messenger RNA, 753 nt
Organism: Radiomyces spectabilis
Lineage: Eukaryota; Fungi; Mucoromycota; Mucoromycetes; Mucorales; Radiomycetaceae
Exons: 1
Coding region: 1-753 (250 amino acids)
Source: RefSeq, a predicted model, not a curated record
AUGAUUAGUUUAUUCACUGCGUUAAUCGUCGUUGCUGUUAUUAUACCUUGCAUACCCAUUCUAAUAUACGUGAUUGGCUUGCUGUUGCCUGCCAGUCAUAUCGUCUCUCGAACCGCCCAAUUCACCACCACCGCAGAUCACCUCUGGCACAUUUUGACCAAUGUCCAACAAUACCCAGAAUGGCAGACCAAGCUAGAACGAGUAACUGUCAACAGCACAGAAACCGAUUCAUCGCCUCAAGAAGAACGCCUGAUAUUCACAGAACACACCAAACGUAAACGUCGAAUCGUCGUCAUCCAUGUCAUCCAAAAGCCUUAUCGAAAAUUAUUGAGGAUACUUGAAGAACAGGCGGCGUCUACACACACAUCACCUCCUUCAUCACCGUCAAGGAAACCCUCUUUCUCUGGUUCAUGGACCUUUGAAAUUAUUCCCAGCGAUGAAAAAGAACUGGCCCAGCCUCACGUCACUCUCAAGAUUACACAGCAAGGGGUCAUCAAGAAACCGAUGGUGCGAGUAUCGCAUCUCUUGUUGUUCGGAUUCUAUCGACGCAUUGAUCGAUUCCUGAAGGAUAUUGGUAAAAAAAUUGAGGAAGACCAGUCAAAGAUAUCAACGGAAUCAUUGCCCGAGGAAGUGGAGGAGGAACAACCUCAACUUCAACCGAUCCAUCCGUCCGAUACACCCAUGUUGGAAUCCACCGUCCUUGAGAAAGAUUGGGAUAUGAUGAGCGAGAUUUAUGAUCGUAAAGCAACGUAA